AUGAAUCUACUAAAUUUGAUCUUAUUGACCCCGGCAAUCGACUGUUAUAAAAUACUGGUUUACUCGAACCUCGCCGGCCACAGUCAUGUCAAGUUCAUGGGCGCCGUGGCCGACCUUCUCACCGAUUCUGGUCAUGACGUUGUCAGUUUUGUUGAAAGUUUAAAGCUUGAAAUGAAUUUUUGAAUCCGCGUACUGUAGAGUUCUGCCCCCAAAAAGUUCUGAAUUUUUGAGAAAUGUUCAAAAUUUUUUAAACGCCCAGACAGAGAAGGAAAAGUGUGCAAAAUUCGCUUACCGUAAUUCGAAAAUCACUAGGGCUUGAUUUCGUUACCAAGUUAUUUUCAUUCUGCCGAAAAAUGACUCUCGCAGCAAGGUUGCUCUAUGGAUAAACGGAUUGUCACUCGGACCUUCACGGACAAUGGUGAAACGAACCGAACGCGCUCCGGACUUUUCUGAGAAACUUUAGGAAUAAUUUUAGAGUGCUUACGGUACUAAAAUGGUCACUAGGGCAUUGGGCAUUUCUAGUGACCCCUUAAGUAGCGUCAACACUCUUAAGUGAUUCCUAGAAUCGCCCAGAAACGUCCGGAGCACGUCUGUUUCGCGUUACCAAUGUUCAUGUUGGUAAAGAAACCCGUUUUUCUUUUUAUUCUAGGGUUCACUUGAGUGCUGACGCUACUAAAGGGGUCACUAGAAAUAGCUAAAGGCGCUCGGUUCACGUUACCAAGGCCUAAGUUGUUCCUGAUUCAAAUUUACGGAAUUUUCUGGUGAGAAGUAGAUUACGGUAAGAUAAUGCAGUGCAUAUCAUUCGCUGCUUGGGGGCAAAGUUGGGGUUUUAGCUGGAAUAUUAUAGACUUUUUUGUAAAUUUUUGAUCUAAGACAUGUCUUCACUAUCUCAAAAAUCAACUGAACUGGUCAUAAGCCUUUUCAUCUUCCUAUAAUUCAAAAAAUAUUCUACUCCAGACCGUCCUGAUGCCGUUGAUGAACAUGAAAGAGUUACCCAAGACAGGCCUGAAGACGACCAAGAAAGUAGUUUUCCAGAAUAUAUAUUUUAUUUGUGAUGAAGCUUAGGUGAUUUAUGUGGAAACGGAAGAUCGGAUCAAGGAAAAAGCGAAGAAAGGAAAUGACAAGUUCAAGGAUUUGUGGACGUCGGACAUUGAUAAUCCGUUCGCUCAGCUUGAAGUGAGUUUUUUUUUUAAUUUUCCUUGAUUUUUAUUUCAGUUACUCCAACCUAUGGCUGAUUCCUACGCAUUCCAGUGCGAAAGUCAGAUUCUAUCUUUCACAAAUCAUCAAAAAUUAUCGAUUUUUCAGAAGUUACAAACGAUACCAAGCUCCUCGGACAAUUGAAAGCCGAAAAGUUCGACUUGGGCGUCGCAGAGCCGUUCCACCAAUGUCCUUAUGGUAGUUAUUGGAUCUUAAACUUUUUGAAACGGGAAAAUUUAGCUUUAUUCGAGCUAAUCGAUAUUCCCGCUCACGUCAGUGCCCUCUCCUGUGUCUACAUGGACCACGUUUCCGUGGCUAUCGGACAGCCCCAAGCUCCAAGUUACGUUCCAGGUGGGUUAAUUUUCCGCAGGUGUAAUAGUAUGGCUGUGUCUACCUGAAGAGAAAUGAAUAUGGCUCAAGCUCCUCGAAAGGUGUUGGGAAGCUUCUUCUUUCUGUUUCUUGGAAGGCGUUUGGAAAGUUUCGAAAAGCUUCUUCCUGACAGAAUUCUAAGAAGCUUCUCGGAAGUUCGCAGGGGGUUCUGGAAGGCUGUGCGGAAUCCAAAUAACGCCAAACGGCAUCCUGAACAACGCCUAGAGGUCUUCUCACAGGGAAAAGUGUUAAGAGUUUGUUGAGGUGUACUCUAAACUACUCCGAUUCCGACAAAAAGCUUUGUUUUCUCCUUUUUCUAUUUAGUCCAGUUGAAAAAAGACAGUACCCUAGUGAGGCUUUUUCAAGCUUCAGCAGUGCUUAAUUAUCGCUGGGAAGGUCCUAGAAGAUUUGCUAAAAAAUACAGAAAACUCGGAUUUUUUUUUCCGUGUGAUUCAAAUCCAAGACAUCGUCAAAACGAAUUUUUUCAGGGACCCAGUCCACCUUCAGUGACAAGAUGUCUUUCAAAGAGCGUUUUCUGAACCUUAUUCACAUUUUAUUCGGAAACUACAUGUACAGUUACGUUGGUGAUUCGGAAUUUGACGCAGUGAGGAAAUCUCAUCCACACAUUCGCCAAUGGAGAGUGAGAAUCUGAAUCCAAAAACAAGAUUUAAAAAAAAAAAUCAAGGAAAUUCUGGCCGAAACAUCGUUCCUUCUAACCAGCGCGAUUCCUCUUUUGGAUUUUCCGGCUCCAACCAUUUCCAAAAUCAUUCCCGUUGGCGGUUUGACGGUUAACACUAAAAAGAAGGACGUUGUACUCUCCGAGGUGUACUUCAAUCGAGUGGAGAGCGAGAAAUACCGAUUUUAGGAGUGGGACAAGGUGCUUGGAAAAAGAAAGCGCAAUGUUUUGAUUUCUUUUGGCUCCAAUAUCCGGUCAGAGUCCAUGCCUCUACAGUACAGGUAUUCAAGGCUCGUAGUUCGAAUCACGAAAAACAUUCAGAGAACAGUUUGUAAAAGUGUUCGCCUCGAUGCCGGACACGACCUUCAUCUGGAAGUACGAGGAGGAAAACGCGACUUUCGCUGAUCAUCUACCAAAUGUUCACCUGGGAACUUGGCUUCCUCAGAACGAGCUUUUGGGUGAGAAGACUAUUAAGGCCCGUUAAAGGUAAAACUCCAGCCGACAAGCGCCUUUCGCUUUUCGUGACCCACGGAGGCCUGGCCAGCACUACAGAGCUGGCGGUUCUUGGAAAGCCGGCGAUUAUGGUGAGCCUUAUUUGGAACUCUAACAAAAAAGACAUUCUCUGAAGAUUCCAAUGUUCGCCGACCAAAGCCGCAACGCCCAGAUGCUGUCGAGACAUGGCGGCGUCGUCGUCCUCCACAAAUCGGACCUUGGAAAUUCGGAAACAGUAGAAUCGGCCAUUCGUCGAGUUCUUAAUGAUCCCAGGUGGGUUCUAGAGAAUCCAAGGGAUUUCCAUUGAUUUCUGAAGCAUUCUGAUUCAAGAAGAAUUUUUUUUUUUCAGCUACCAGAAAAACGCCGAAAGACUGGCAGAAAUGCUGAAAGAGCAGCCGACAAAUCCACGAGAAGUCGCUUUGAAACACAUCGAAUUUGCAGCCAAGUCAGUUUUUUUUUUUUGAUACGGUUGAAGCUGAACUCUUCUGGUUUUCAAAACUACUUAGUUUCUGUGAGAAAUUUGAAGAUUAUCACUUUUCCAGGUUCGGAAAGCUUCCAACGAUGGAUCCAUACGGCCGGCAACUACUCUCUAUUCAAUAUUAUCUUCUCGAUAUUGCCUUCCUCUUGUUUUUCGCUUUUCUGGUUACUGUAUUUGUUUUUCACUUUUCAUUGAAGUUCUUGUUUUCCACUUGUGGUGGGAAUAGGAAGAAAUCAAAAGAUGAAUGAAAUUUUUCGGGGUAAUUUGAAAAAGCGUGAGAAACGAUUUCGACAUCGUUUUUGUUUUGAAGAAGAAUUUGGGAGUCUAAGAACAUUACAAGACGAGGAAAUUGGAAAAGGGACUUUUGUGAAAAAAUAAAAAUUUUUGGAAUAAUGAGCUGGAAAAACUGGAACGAUAGGGUCAAAGUGUAUGAAAAGACAGUUUUCAAAAAUUUUGUUGGAAAAAGUUCGAUAAUAUUUUCAAAAAAUCCUUUUCGUGAAAAAAUUCAAUACAGAUACAAGUGAGCAUUCCAUCAAAAUGGAAAUUUGUCUUGAACGAAAAAAAAAACUGUCAAUAUUAAUUCCACUGAUUUUUCUCCGAUUAUCAUUCGAUAUAAAACUGAAGAUAAGACCGCACAACUUGAACUACAAACUACAUCGGUCAAAGCAGAUAAAAAGGCAUUUUUUUUUGAUAUUGUCCUGUUUUUUAGCUUCUCGCACCGGUUCCGUGGGAAACUAUCUUCUUCUUCUUCCUACGCCUUUAUACCGUUUGAGCAGUGUCGGCGCCCCAAGUCGAUAAGCCGAGGUCCUAUCCUGACAUGUGAUAAUCAGUGGACUGGCUCCAGUGACGUCGGCUGGGGAUUAUGAAGUCGUGGUUUCACACUACCAAUAUUUCUUAAACCCCUUGUUUGCGUCGAGGCGGGGAUCGAACUUGUGACCCUGUGGACCGUAGACAGGCCCACAACCUGUUGCGCUACGGCGCGCUCCUUCCGUGGGAAACUAUAUCGUAUUUUAAAUUCAAUUCAUGUUUUGGAGGGCUUUCGAAAAUAUUUUCAUUCCAAAUAACCUUCUCGAAUCGCCUAAUUUUGUUUUCGCCUUCCUUGUUAUUCACCUUUCCUCGAAGUUAUUGUUUUUCACUUGGAUCAAGUCGAUAAUCGAAUUGUUAUUCGAGAAAUCCUCCAAAAUAAAAUUCCGUGUCGAGGGGUCAAUGUUUUCUGUGGUAUAUGAGCUCUAACCGUAAAAAGGCGAUAAUACGGCUCUGCAAAAUGAUAACAAGGCCAUGAUAAAAGAUAAGGACGGGAGUAUUAUUACAAAUUCACUUCAUUUCCUUACUUUUCUCACGUUUGUCAAGCUUUUUUCUACAAAAAUAAACUUUCAGAAAAAAUGAAAUUAUUCACGUUGAUCAGCUUGAUAGCUGUCGUUAUCUACCAGGUAGAUUGCUACAAAAUCCUGGUCUACUCCAACCUUUUCGGGCACAGUCAUGUCAAGUUUAUGGGUACCUUGGCCGAUCUUCUGACGGAUGCUGGACAUGACGUUGUUAGUUUCAAAUUCAAUCCCAGAAAUCUACUGGUUUUAUGAGAAAUAAUAAUCUAGAGUGUUUUAUAAAGCACUGGAGGCGUAAAAUUGUCUGAAACUUAUUUUGGCCUUGCUUGGUACAUAAAUCUUCUGUGACUGAACUAUAUUUGAUAUAAAAUUGUUUUAUGAUGAUUUUUGCCUUCAAAACAGCUUGUGAACAAAAAUUUCUGUCAAAAAUGACACCUCGGGAAUCGAACCUAAGACCUCAAGAUCGGCAAACAAAGUGACAACCGCUGCGCCACGAGGGCAGGCGCGUUCUGCUAUGAUAAAUUACACAUAGUCCAUAUUUUCCUCAUCUUUAUGUAUACUUCUUCUUCAGAAAAAAAUUCAAUUAUUUGAAAAAAACAAACUAUGAAAAUGUGAAAGACACCCCAAAAUGGACUUUUCCAUCAUUUCUUCCAAUUUUGAGACCGUCUUGAUGCCGAUGAUGGACAUGACUGAGAAAUCCAGAACAGGAUUAAAGACAACUAAAAAGGUCCUUUUUUCUUUAUUUUCCUCUUUAAAAGAAUGAUUCAGAUAAUCUACGUUGAAACAGAAGAUCGGCUGAAGAACUUGAUGAAGGACAAGAGUACCAAAUUCAAGGAUUUGUGGACGAUGGAGAACAAAAAUCCGUUCUCACUACUCACGGUUAGUUUUUUGAAAAUUCGAAAAGAAAAAAAAAACAUUUUUCAGAUGGUUCAAAGCAUGGCCGACAUGUUCACGUAUCAGUGUGAAAGUGAGGAUUGAAUUUUUAAAAAAAUUUCAAAAUCUCAGUUUAAGGAUCUAGGAAUUUUUGAGAAGGCCUAAUAAAAAUUUCGAAAUAAUUGGGAUUUCCAGGAGUUGUCAACGAUACGGCUUUAUUGGAGCAACUGAAAAACGAGAAAUUCGACUUGGGAGUUGCAGAACCAUUUGAUCAAUGUCCUUAUGGUGACUUUCAAGUAAAAAAAAACCAAAAAGAGACAAUUUUCAGCUUUAUUCGAAUUGAUUGAUAUUCCCGCUCAUGUCAGCGCGAUUUCAUGUGUUGCGAUGGACCACGUUUCCGUGGCUAUCGGACAGCCCCAAGCGCCGAGUUACGUUCCAGGUAGGUUCAUUUCUUUCAGGUAUGAUGGUAGAAGAUGAGUACAGUUUGAAACUAUUCAAAAAAAAAUCCAGUACAUACCGCGACUUGACAGUUUUCGCGUGUCUGCGUCUCUCUGUUCCCUCACCGGCGAGGUCAGAGAAACAGGGAAAUAGCACGUAAACAUGAGAGAGGCGUCGAGAGAUGUGGUGGGCACAGAGAAGUCUCGAAAAAUGGAUUAUAGUCGAAAAUUUUCUUCGAAACUUACCUUUUCUGAUCACAAUAAAAAAAAUCUUAAAAAUUACCAAAAAAAUCUUUUUGGAAGUGACAUAAUAUGCCUAUAACGCUUAAAAAUCAUUUCUGACAAUUCCAAAACUUGAAAAAAGCUGAAAAUGCCCUAUAGACUUGAAAAAAGGUUUCUUCUGAUCUUUUCAAACCUGAGAAAGAAUGUCCGAAUAAAAAUUGAAAAAGGAUGAAUCGAAUAUCGAAAAAUCGAUAGAAAAUGAUAUUUUUUUGGGAUACUGAAGUUCUAAAAUUAAUUAAUAAUUUCUGAAUACGCCAAAAAAUGGAAGAAAAACUAUGAUCCAAAAAAUCUGGACGUCACCUUCUUUUUCCAGGGACCCAGUCAACCUUCAACGAGAACAUGUCGUUGUUCGAGCGAUUCUUGAACACUUUGCAAACGAUGACCGGAGCCUACAUGUUCAACUACGUUGGAGAUUCGACCUACGACUCGAUCCGGAAAAAUUAUCCAGAACUUCGUUCCUGGCGGGUAUUUUCUGAGGCCCAUUUUUGGUGGUUGGUACAAUUUUUGUUAAGGAAAUUCUACCGGAAACGUCUUUUCUUCUGACAAACGCCAUUCCUAUCUUGGAUUUUCCGUCGCCGACCAUUUCCAAAAUCAUUCCAGUUGGUGGCUUGACGGUCAAUACCCUGAAGAAGGACACAAAACUACCCGAGGUCGCCUCAUUUUUAUGAAUGCCUCGAAAUUAAACAUCAAGUUCUACUGUAGAGUAAAUUCACUAGAAAAAACAUUACGACAUUUUUCAAUAAUUUGAAGCUUCCAAAAGAAGAAAUACUACCUGUCCUCAUUAUAAAAACUUAUAGAAAUGGGACAAGGUGCUUGGAGAACGAAAGCGUACCGUUCUCAUAUCUUUUGGAUCCAAUAUCAAGUCUCAAGACAUGCCUGAACCCUACAAGUGAGGACCUUAUCCUGUACCUAUUGACAAAUCGAAAUUCAGAAAAGAGCUUCUGAAAGUGUUCGCCUCGAUGCCGGACACGACCUUCAUCUGGAAGUAUGAGGAGGAAAAGGCGACUUUCGCUGAUCAUCUACCGAAUGUUCACCUGGGAACUUGGCUUCCUCAGAACGAGCUUUUGGGUGAGAAGACUAUUAAGGCCCAUUAAAGGUAAAACUCCAGCCGACAAGCGCCUUUCGCUUUUCGUGACCCACGGAGGCCUGGCCAGCACUACAGAGCUGGCGGUUCUUGGAAAGCCGGCGAUUAUGGUUAGCCUUAUUUGGAACUCCAACAAAAAAGUCAUUUCCUGAAGAUUCCAAUGUUCGCCGACCAAAGCCGCAACGCCCAAAUGCUGUCGAGACAUGGCGGCGUCGUCGUCCUCCACAAAUCGGACCUUGGAAAUUCGGAAACAGUAGAAUCGGCCAUUCGCCGAGUUAUCAAUGAUCCCAGGUGGGUUCUAGAAGGAUCCAAGGCAUUUCCAUUGAUUUCUGAAGCAUUUUGAUCCAAGAAGAGAUAUAAAUUUUCAGCUACCAGAAAAACGCCGAAAGACUGGCCGAAAUGCUGAAAGAGCAGCCGACAAAUCCACGAGAAGUCGCUUUGAAACAUAUCGAAUUUGCAGCCAAGUCAGUUUUUUUCUUGUUGAUAUGGACUUGUUAAUGAAGCUGAACUCUUCUAGUUUCUAAAAAUGCUCAGUUUUUGGAGAAAUGUUAUUAUGAGAAAAGUUAUAGUCUGUGUGCCACGACUUGAAAUUUCACGGAACGAUAUUCCGCUUUUCCGCUGUGCGCCUUUGCGAAGCGUCUUUCGAAUCUAGGUCACGCUUUCAAUUGAUUGUUACUGCUGUGAGAGCACAUUGAAGUAGAGUACCUUAACAAAAGAAAAAAAAAAUUCAAAAAGCGACCAAAGUUCGCAAAGGCGCUCAGCGGCACAGUGGAAUGUCGUUCCGUGAAAUUCCAGGUCGUGGCACACAUACUAUAUGAUGUAAUAUUGUCCUGAGCCUUUUUGGAUUUUUCAAAAUCGUAUAAUGACCAAAUCCAGCCGAGGUCAUUCAGAUGAUGGAAAUGAAGCAAAAAAUCAUCUGGUUUCCAGGUUCGGGAAGCUUCCCACAAUGGAUCCCUACGGCCGAAAACUCAGCUUCAUCCAAUAUUAUCUCCUCGACAUUGCCGCCAUUUUCUUCUCAGCUUUCUCCACCAUUUUAUUCGUUUUCUACCUCUUUUUCAAGUGUCUUUUCUGCAGAUCGACACGAAAGAACAAGUCGAAACAAGAAUAA
Molecule: messenger RNA, 8318 nt
Organism: Caenorhabditis auriculariae
Lineage: Eukaryota; Metazoa; Nematoda; Chromadorea; Rhabditida; Rhabditidae
Source: the annotation of a GenBank genome assembly